Messenger RNA from Erythranthe guttata (spotted monkey flower), 997 nucleotides. Its product is annotated as NEDD8-conjugating enzyme Ubc12. The record is from RefSeq and is a predicted model, not a curated record. NCBI's taxonomy places the organism in Eukaryota, Viridiplantae, Streptophyta, Magnoliopsida, Lamiales, Phrymaceae.
CAGAUUCUCCUCCCUUUACUUCUCUCUCUCUCUCUCUCUCUCGAUAUAUAUAUAUUCUCUCUCAUAGUUUUUGAUAAGAAUGAGUGCCCUUCUCUGAAAUUCCAAAACACCCUAAAACCAGAUAGAAGCCCCUUUUUUUAAUUUGAUUUUUUUUUCUCUCAGGCUUUUCAUCGAACAGGCAUAAUGAUUAAGUUGUUCAAAGUAAAGGAAAAACAGAGAGAACUUGCUGAAAGUGCAAAUGGGAAGCCUCCGGUAAAGAAGCAAAGUGCUGGAGAAUUACGUCUUCAAAAAGACAUUAGUGAACUCAACCUGCCAAAAACAUGCAACAUAGCAUUCCCCAACGGCAAGGAUGAGCUUAUGAAUUUCGAAGUUACUAUUCGGCCCGAUGAAGGCUAUUAUCUGGGUGGGACAUUUCUUUUCUCAUUCCAAAUUUCGCCCAUCUACCCGCACGAGGCACCAAAGGUUAAAUGCAAGACAAAGGUCUACCAUCCGAACAUCGAUUUGGAAGGAAACGUGUGCCUAAACAUUCUUAGAGAAGACUGGAAACCCGUGCUAAACAUAAACACCAUUAUCUAUGGGUUGUACCAUCUUUUCACGGAACCAAAUCACGAGGACCCUCUCAAUCAUGAAGCUGCUGCAGUAUUGAGAGACAAUCCGAAAAUGUUUGAAUCUAACGUUCGGAGGGCAAUGUCGGGUGGCUAUGUAGGGCAAACUUUCUUCGCUCGUUGCUUAUAGUUUCCGAAUAAAGAUUGAAUCAGUGACCGAUUUGAAGCUCGUUCGAAACUUCGCAGGGAUUUGAUGUAACUAAGAAGCAGAUAAAAGGGAUGUUUGUAUUUUGCUACUACUAUAACUUAUGCUUUUUUCUCUGUUGGGCUUAUUCAUUGUGUGCCACCGUUCCGAAGAUUGAAACACCUUUAUUUUUGUUUGGAAAGACGAAUUACGAAUUGUCUUAAUAUGACUACUAAGUUCAUAAAAUUUGUGUGAUAUUUGGUAAGUA